Molecule: messenger RNA, 726 nt
Organism: Sclerotinia sclerotiorum 1980 UF-70
Lineage: Eukaryota; Fungi; Ascomycota; Leotiomycetes; Helotiales; Sclerotiniaceae
Exons: 2
Coding region: 1-726 (241 amino acids)
Molecular function (GO): protein binding
Source: RefSeq, a predicted model, not a curated record
AUGGCCUUCAAAAGUAGUCGGUCUAGUUUAUUUUCUAUGUCUGCAAUACCUGAAUAUGAUCCUGAACUUGUAACUAAUCAAUCCAAGACUGAGAGCACCCCAUACAUGGAUUCUUUUGGAACAGAUUUAGCACAGAUUCAUGUAGCCCGAGGAAAUCUAAUGAGGAUCUUCCAUGUGUAUAAGAAGAAGCUCUGCCAUAGGAUACACCAUUUCAAUCAGCUCUUUGAGGGCAAUCAUGAUCCUUUUAUCGAAUUUUCUGAUAUAUCACCGCCCAUUUUUGACGUGCUUAUCGAAUGGGUCUACACAGAUUGCUUACGGGACAUUGAGAUAGUGAAAGCCAAAGGUUCCGACCGUAAGACUUUUUCCAUCUCAUGGAAUCCUAUACCGCUGUAUAUUCUUGCAGAAAAAUUGAGUCUUCCGGGGCUUAUGGACCGAGUUAUGGAAGUUGUGCGAAAACUAGACAGGUCAGAAGAUGUCUAUUAUAGCCCAGAGGCGCUCAAGUCAAUAUAUGUGCACACUCGCGGAAGAUCGAAGAUUAGAAAAUAUGUUACAGAACACGCUGCGUAUGCGAUUCGCAACUUCGACGAGUUAUCCAGUCUUUCAACUACCGAAUUAUUGUCUGCCAUGGAGAACAUAGAUUUCGUUCGUGAUUAUUUAGAAGUAACCCGCAUUAGGAACCUCAAAGAUCCGCGCAUAGGUCCUGGUUGCGAAUAUCAUACCCAUUAG